AUGGUGUCCCCUCCGAAACCCAUCGUGCCCACGGAGCGCUACCAGAAGCUCUUAUCGACUGAGGAAAAACUUUUUUCACCGAGUCAAGGAGAGCGGUGAAAUAGAAAUUUGAUUUGCGCCACUGCUUUUCUGAUGGUUACUGCAAGAAGCGAAGGCCGCCCAAAGGGAAACUGACGCAUGACGAAUUUUUUCCGAGACAAGGGCACGAGCAUGUAGCAAUUUUUGACUCUACGUAAAAGUCAUUUUCCUCUCCAUACCGGUGCAUCUACAACCCGAUGGGGCACGUGGAUAAGGGCCAACACGCAGAAAUUGUGAUUCAGGUAUAAGAAUUUUUUUUGUUGGACCGAUCGCGCAAUAAAUCACCCGAAGAUGCAGACAUAUUCAUUGACCACCAUCAUGUGUUUAAUAUUCGAAAGCAUCAGGUGCUGAAACACACAACAGCUCCGCCACGUGAGUUCUUCCUCCGGCGCGCAAUCCGAGUACGCGAAGCAUUAUCAAGUGUAAAAAUUUCUGGGUCUGGAAGAAUGCGCGAUUUGUCAUGCUUCUCUGGCAUGACUACUUAAAUCUGUCAUGCAGGUUACCCAAGAGCCCCACUUUCCUGUCAUGCAAAAACGCAGUUUGUCAUGCAGAAUAGGCAACACCUAGAAGCUCAGAAACUUGCCAUGCUGAGCCAGCACUUAUGGCUUCCUCAUGAUACGCCACCCAGCAUCACAAGUUUCCAGACCCAGACAUUUUUACAUUUGAUAAGCAGCCGAAGAAGCAGCCGGAUAGUUUCAGCCUGAAAAAUAUUACAAUGAAAAAUGCCCCCACCCCCGAACGUGGAAGCAUUUGUAUUGCAAAACUUUCCAAAUGAAACAUUCGCCCUCUUGCAUCUAUCAGCAUCACAGGUUUUCAAUCGUGAAUAGCAAAAAUUUGCAUUGCAAAAGACCCCAGCAAGAGCGGCACUUGUCAUGCAAGCGAUGCGAUACACACCUACAUUCUGCAUCAGAAAGAUUCAUACUCCUUUCAUGCAUGACAAAAAGUUUUCAUUUGCAAACUUCGCAUCACAAAUUUUUGCAAUUUAGGGUUGGGGGGCACUUUUCACUGUAAUAAAAAAUAACCCCCAGCAGUUGCAGCACUUUCCCUUUCCGAAGUCCUUCCGGCGGAAGGUGGCUGAGAUAUGCCUUGCAAAGAAUAUGUCUGGGUCUGGAAAGAGUGGCACUUGUGAUGUUGCUAGCUGACGAUCAUACAAAAAUCUGUAUUGCAUGAGCAGCACGAACAGGCACCAAGAUUUUUGCAACCCGGAGAGGAAUGAAUUUCUUAUGCAGAAUAGGCAUGAACGAGCCGUCGCGAAACCUGUAAUGCUGGAGCAGGCAUCACCGACAUUGCGGGCCGUGCAAAAUCUGCAUGGCACACUCCCUCAAUCUUCCAUACCCAGGCAUAUUUGCAGUGGAUACGAGAUAGACCUGAGCAAAAACCUGGAGCUGGAGCUUCUGGAGCCCUUCAACGGAAGAAUUGGAUCUUCGCUGCAAAAGCCGCCGACUUCUUCCGCCACCGGGGCCAGUAGUAGCUCCGGCAGCAAGGGCAGCAGCUCUGGCGGGGCAAACAACGAGCUGAAUCUGGUGAAGAUUGAUCCCGACGAGAUCACAACCGAAGUCGCCGGGCAGAAGCGAAAAUUCCCCGGCAGCGGGCUAGAAAUGGCGUUCAGCAGGAGGGCGGAAAAGUAUUUUUCAAUUGAUAGAUGCUCUGUCUUCGGAACACCUACUUAAGUACACCACUGAAGCUUGGCUUUCUUUACCAAGCACAACAUCUACUUCCGCAUGAGUAGGUUUUAGUUUUACUUAGUAUAAUUUUUCUGUUAGUGCAAGAAAAGUAGGCCUCGUCUUGCUUCUAGAGCAACAAGUUUCUGGUAUUUUUUCAUGAGGAAAAGCAAAAGUCUUUAUCUUCUAACAGAGAAGUCAGGCCGGACGCCAUUGAGGCGCGGAAAAAAUAUCUGGAAGAGAACGACGACCUGCCCGUUUUAUUUGACAAGAUGUUCGACUUCCUGAUGUCGAAAAAGCCGAUAACGCCCAUAUCCUGAGGAAAAACGUCCCCACACCAGAGUCAGGAUGGGGAUGUCGCAACACAAAUCCAGAAGUUUUGGGCGUCCCGCAUGACAAGCUCCCUCUGUACUGUAGUGCAGUUUAGCAAGUGCAGAAGCAUCACAACGCCACUUACGUAUCCUGUUUAUUGCAUUACAAGCUUGUUCAAAACUAGACUGGAAAAGCCUCUGAUGAGGAUGCGCAUCACAAAUGCUCCUGUAGUUGCAAAUCUGCAUGACAACUCUGGGGUGGGGACGUUUUUACACGGCAUAGCCCAAGUCGGCGCUGGCGGAUUUUCUGUUCCAGCAAUACGAGCUAUGAGUGUGCACAACUCCCCCUCCCCCUCAGUUGUAUUGCAUGAACAGCAAUACAGACACCCCCACCUGUGGAGCCUGUGCAUGACAAGUUCAUGCACCUAGUGUAGUACUUACUGUUUGGGGUUCCGGAAUCUGUCAUGCAAAUAGUACCACGCAGCAACGCUUGGGUUUGGUACUUUGCAUGACAAAUAAGGGGGAGGGGGCGUUGUGCACUCUCAUACGAGCACGAUCGGCUGGACCGAGACCGAAAGGCGCGGCUGGAGCGGGAAAAGGAGCUGAAGGUGGAGCCGGCGAAGUAUGCAUUGCAAAAAUGUCUGGGUCUGGAAGAUUGCAGGAGUUAGAGUUUGUCAUGCAUAUUUUGAAUGACCCAUGAUGUCUGUGAUGCAUGCCCUAGCAUCACAUAUUUUUAGAGGGCCUUUCGGUUUCGUUGCCUCUACUGCAUGAAAAAUGCCCUCUCCGCGUAGCACAAACUGGAGUCCUCUUGCUGGUCCUGCAAUACAAAUUUUUUAGAAUCCAGCGACAGCAUUACAAUCUAUCUUCCAGACCGAGACACUUUUGCAAUCCAUACGAAGGUCUUGAUACCCAAACCGCCAACGAAGGUCAUCGAAUACAAGCUGGAGGACGAGAGAAGAAGGCAAGACCAAAAAGACAAGAAGCAAAAAAAGUAUCAAUAACGGAUGGAUAUAGUUGGGAAGUUUUUGCUGCGUAAUAAUUUAUCCUUUUGAUUGUGGUCCUUUCAUCGUGCAUAGCGUAAGUACAACAAGUAUUCCAAAACCGAAAACCCCACCGCUUCUCAGAAUCGACAUGCUGGAAGCCUACGAUGCGGAGCAGAAGCUCAUCCAACGGGGCCGGGAUCUAUCCUGUUCAAAAGUAUCGUAUUCGUAUUGCAAUCAUGCAAUACAAAUCUUUUUGUUGAGUCAAAUCCGCAUUACAAAUUUUGUUUCUCAUGCUGAGGAAAUUUGUAAUGCAUUUACACGAAUACGAUACUUUUGCAGUUCAUAGGAUCUUCUGCGCAACAAGAUGGUGGCCAAGGCGGGCCAAAAUCUGAAGAACAAGUUCAUGGGGCGCAAGACGGAGCCGCCACCGAGCACGCAGGUGGGGGAAGACGGGUCUCCGAUAGUAGCACCGCCGCAGGACGACUUCAUGACGUCGGUUCUGGGAGGCAUGACCGUCGAUCCCAAGCUGUUUCAGUCAGCCACCAUGGAGGAUUUGGGUAUCAACUGCAGAAAACAUGUCUGAGUCUGGUUCUGGAACACUGGAGGUGAAGAUGACUUGCAUGAGCCAGAAGUUCUUCCUCUGGCGUGCAACAAAUGGCAUAUAUCACACGUUUCAUCAUCAGCGAGGAGGUUUCUUCUAAGUGGUUAUCCCGCAUGAAGUGAAAUCCGCCACGUUUUGCUUGCUAUGCAUGACAGAUUUGCGUCUGGUCUAAAACGCGCAUCGCAAGUUUGCAUCCAUCCAGACCUCCUCCCGGACCACAUGUUUGCAAUGCAUAGGAGGAACAGCAGAGCAAGCGGCAGCGCCUUCCGCCGACGUGAAAAACAAGCCAACUUCCGUGCGAGUAAGUGCCGCGCCGCCACUGGAAAACGAAACCCCGGCCGCUCCUGCGGGGGUAGCUGCAGAAGGUGCACGAGACGAGGACCUAUCUCCCGCUGCUUCCGGCCUCGCCGUCUCAGAUGAGGUGCCGGUCGCGCCCGAACUGCCUACGCCGGCGGAUCACCAAGAACAUGCGGACGAGACGCAGCCAGCAGCAGAUGGAGGUGCUCAGGAGCAGAUCCUUACCAGUGGUCCACCGUCGUCUCCGGCGAAGACGGAAGAGGUCGACUCGCCCGGCGUCGGGGAUCAUGGCAGUAUUGAGGGCGGCUGAGGAAUAAACAAGCGGGAUAGUAGAGGACUCAAAGCUGCGAUAGCUUAGUGUUUGGCUUUGGGCAUCCGUCACAAAAUUUUAAACUUUGGAACAAUAGUAAACCAAGUGCAUGAAGAUCAAUUGCGAAGCAAAAAGAAGCUGGUGCGCCGCACACCAAAAACUGAGACUUUUGAUUGCAACUUGGAUGAGGAUGCAGUCAUGUUGUGGAUGUCGUCUCCAAAGUAAGUGUAGCAUGCUGUUGUCCGGUAUGAGCUGC
Molecule: messenger RNA, 4497 nt
Organism: Amoebophrya sp. A120
Lineage: Eukaryota; Dinophyceae; Syndiniales; Amoebophryaceae
Source: the annotation of a GenBank genome assembly